AUGCUAGCACUUAUUAACGAGAUUACUAGAAGCUACCACGAGAAGGUUUUAGAGCACUACGCAAACCCAAGAAAUGUUGGAACAUUCGCAAAAACCGUGGCUGGUGUGGGUACCGGUCUGGUGGGCGCUCCUGCGUGCGGGGAUGUAAUGAGGCUUCAGAUUAAAGUGAAGGACGACAUAAUUGAAGAUGUGAAGAUUAAAACGUUUGGCUGUGGGUCUGCAAUUGCAUCAAGUAGUUUAGCCUCUGAGAUGAUAAAGGGGAAAUCAAUAUAUGACGCAAUGAAUAUUAAGAAUACAGAAAUAGCAAAGGAGCUCUCUCUGCCGCCUGUUAAGCUGCACUGUUCGCUUUUAGCAGAAGAGGCAAUCAAAGCAGCAGUUGAAGACUACAUUUCAAAGAAGGGCAUAGAGUAG
Nematocida ausubeli is the source of this 411-nucleotide messenger RNA. RefSeq lists its product as uncharacterized. Gene Ontology annotation, biological process: iron-sulfur cluster assembly; intracellular iron ion homeostasis. Gene Ontology annotation, molecular function: 2 iron, 2 sulfur cluster binding; ferrous iron binding. Gene Ontology annotation, cellular component: mitochondrial matrix; cytoplasm. The record is from RefSeq and is a predicted model, not a curated record. NCBI's taxonomy places the organism in Eukaryota, Fungi, Microsporidia. The transcript has a single exon. The coding region runs from base 1 to 411 and encodes 136 amino acids.